Tinamus guttatus (white-throated tinamou) is the source of this 915-nucleotide messenger RNA. NCBI's taxonomy places the organism in Eukaryota, Metazoa, Chordata, Aves, Tinamiformes, Tinamidae. The record is from RefSeq and is a predicted model, not a curated record.
AUGCCGCUCGAGGCCUGGCGCGCUCGGUGCACCCGCAGCAGCUGCCGCCUCCGCCAGGUUUUGCAGAAACUGGGCAAAACGGUGGAGACGCGAGACGAGCAGUUCGAGCAGAGCGCCUACAACUUCCAGCAGCAGCAGAGCGAAGGCCACAAGCUCUACAAGGACCUCAAGGCUUUCCUGGGCGCCGUGAAAGGUGCGGGGACCCCAACAAAUGGGCAGGUUUUCCCGCUGUUUUCGCACCCCGCAGUGAUGCACGAGAGCUCCAGGAAGGUGGCGGAGACGCUGCAGGAGAUCUACAGCGCCGACUGGGCCGGGCACGACGAGCUCAGGGCCAUCGCCGAGAGCAAUGACCUGCUGUGGGACGACUACGAGGCCAAGCUGGACGACCAGGCGCUGCGGCUCAUGGAGAACUACCUGGCUCAGUUCGGAGAAAUUAAGGUAGCCCCGUUGGCAAGCGGGGCUGGGGCCACCGUGGUGGCUGCCAACCCGGUCCCACGGUGGCCCCUUCCCACGGUGGCCGAGUCAGGACCGUCCCGCAGCCGCGUCGCCUGCUACGUGAGCGUCUUCCAGAACAUCUCCAACCUCCGCGACGUCUUCUACAAGGAGAUGAGCAAGCUGAACCGUGACCUCUACGAGCUGAUGAGCAAGCUGGAGCAGCAGCAUUCCAGCAAAGUCUUCAUCGUCAAGGGUGUUCCCGGCAACCGGCGCUCGCUGAUCAUCUCCUCGCCCGUGAGUCCCCCCCCGGCAGUCGUCAUCGCGCUCGUGUUCCUCACGCUGCUCGCGGCGCUCGCCGUCAUCGCCGUCUACCUCUACAAGAACCAGGGCAGCUACCUCACCUACGAGCAGCCCACGGCCGACGUCGCCGUGCCCAUGGAGGACGCCGCGGGCAGGGAGAAGGAGGAAUAUUUCAUCUAG